AUGGUCACACGACCAAAAAUCCUGAAUUCUCCUACGACAAUGGAAAGCGAAUUAUUCAACAUCCUACGCGGUUAUGCGGGACUCUACCCACCGCAGCAUUUGAAUUUUCCGUCAACUUUGCCGCUGGAGCUCCUGCACGACUUCUUUCUUAAUCAGCUCCUACUAGAUCCACACUUUGAGGCUUUCCCGCCGUCUGAACAAUACCAGAAGACAUUCUGGAAAUGGACCAUUGCGCAACUUGAGAGAAAACUUGCUGACUCAGACUUCGAAAUCGAUUCUCGAAUAUACGACCACUAUUUGGCCUUACUGAAUACGACAUCGCAAUCGGGCCCGCCGUCGCAAAGUUACAUUACGCACUUUUGGAAGCCGUUGGGCUCAGAAAUUACCACUGCGCACCAAAAGACAACACUCCUCGAGUCGAGGACAAUGAUUGAAGGAGGGACUACUGGAAUGCGAACGUGGCUCGCUAGCCUCGUCCUUGCCCAACACCUGAUCACCAACCCCGAUAUUGUCCAGCAUAAAAGGGUUUUGGAACUCGGCGCUGGUAUUGGAUUCUUAGGCUGCAUUGUGGCUACUAUUCAACACCUCCAAGGCGCUUAUGGCGCUUUGUGGUUGACCGAUAUCAACGAAACGGUACUUUCAAGAUGUCAGGACAACAUCAAGCUUACGUGCAACCUCUCGUCAUCCCAUCCUCAUGUCCGCUGCUGCUCUUUAGACUGGUCAGCAGCCUUAGAAGGACUUGCGCCUGUCACUUCGCUCCUCGACGAAAUAGCGCCUGAACUCAUUCUCGGGGCGGACAUCGUCUUUGAUCCAGAGCUCAUUCCUCCACUUGUUGCCAUCCUCCGCCUUUCUCUUCGUCCGAAACCUCGUUCCAUGGCAAUUAUCGCGCUCACGUUAAGGAACCCGGCCACAAUGCAGAAAUUUCUUGAUGCUGUCGCAAAUGUCAAUGACCUGGUACUCGAAGACAUUGAUCCUGAACCCACGAGCCAUGAUAUGUUUGUUGAGGGCGUUGAGGGAAGCGCCACGGUUAAGAUCUUCAAGAUCCAAUAUCGCGCGUAG
This is a messenger RNA of Mycena indigotica, 1059 nucleotides long. RefSeq lists its product as uncharacterized. The record is from RefSeq and is a predicted model, not a curated record. Bases 1 to 1059 code for a protein of 352 amino acids. Lineage: Eukaryota; Fungi; Basidiomycota; Agaricomycetes; Agaricales; Mycenaceae. The transcript is spliced from 7 exons.